Molecule: messenger RNA, 831 nt
Organism: Poeciliopsis prolifica (blackstripe livebearer)
Lineage: Eukaryota; Metazoa; Chordata; Actinopteri; Cyprinodontiformes; Poeciliidae
Product: keratin-associated protein 4-3-like
Cellular component (GO): keratin filament
Source: RefSeq, a predicted model, not a curated record
UGCGGCUCGUCCUGCUGCGGCCCGCCCUGCUGCGGCCCGUCCUGCUGCGGCUCGUCCUGCUGCGGCCCGUCCUGCUGCGGCUCGUCCUACUGCGGCCCGCCCUGCUGCGGCUCGCCCUGCUGCGGCUCGUCCUGCUGCGGCCCGUCCUGCUGCGGCUCGUCCUACUGCGGCCCGCCCUGCUGCGGCUCGUCCUGCUGCGGCCCGUCCUGCUGCGGCUUGUCCUACUGCGGCCGCCCGUCCUGCUGCGGCUCGUCCUGCUGCGGCCCGUCCUGCUGCGGCUCGUCCUGCUGCCGCCCGUCCUGCUGCGGCUCGUCCUGCUGCGGCCCGUCCUGCUGCGGCUCGUCCUGCUGCGGCCCGUCCUGCUGCCGCCCGUCCUGCUGCGGCCCGUCCUGCUGCGGCUCGUCCUGCUGCGGCUCGUCCUGCUGCGUCUCGUCCUGCUGCGGCCUGACCUCUCCACAUUUACCAGGUCUCUGUGACAACAGUCACACAGCUGUCCAUCCGGCGAGAGAUAAUUCGGAGUCGCACCUCGUCGAUUUUGUUGACGAGGGACCUGGCGUUGGCGAGGAAGAGGCUGGGGAGGGCCAGUCUUGCGGCUCGUCCUGCUGCGGCACGCCCUGCUGCGGCCCCCCGUCCUGCUGCGGCUCGUCCUGCUGCGGCCCGUCCUGCUGCGGCUCGUCCUGCUGCGUUCCCGCCCUGCUGCGGCUCGCCCUGCUGCGGCUCGUCCUGCUGCGGCUCGUCCGGCUGCUUGUAGCCUUGCACGCACGCCGGCUCUCUUGCCCCUCUUUUGUUUGCGCUGCCUCCUCCGUCGCCUUCGCAGCAGGGGGGGAAUGA